Messenger RNA from Spea bombifrons (plains spadefoot toad), 1837 nucleotides. It is a transcript of the gene GASK1B, whose product is annotated as golgi associated kinase 1B. Gene Ontology annotation, cellular component: Golgi apparatus. The coding region runs from base 35 to 1573 and encodes 512 amino acids. The transcript has 4 exons. Lineage: Eukaryota; Metazoa; Chordata; Amphibia; Anura; Pelobatidae. The record is from RefSeq and is a predicted model, not a curated record.
CCUUUAGCAGCUGUCAUGUAGAGUCUCUGGAGAAAUGACCUCAGCUCGGGUAGGAACUCUUAAGAUCUCAGUUAUAUUGCUUUGCUCCUGGAUCCUAAGGAUUUGGGGUGGGAGACGCCCAAGAAGCAAAAGGAAUCUUCUGCUGCUUUGCACUGCAUGUGUUCUCUAUGGGAUUUUUAUAAUAACCAAAGUGGUUUAUUUUGAGCCUCAGAACAAGAAUCUGUCCCCCAAAGGGCUCUAUGAUGCUGUCACUAGACAACCUAGUAGAACCUAUUUGGAGCAGGACACCAUCUACAGGGGAAGUGAGAACCCAGAUGGGGGCGCUCUGAGCAGUUCUCCAUCAACCUUGAAACCCAAUGUAGUCUACAUCACCCUGAGGUCUAAGAGGAGCAAACCAGCCAAUAUAAGAGGAACAGUGAAACCCAAGAAGAGGAGGAAAUACCCUACCCAGGUUCUGUAUGAGCACAGCCAAGGAAUCUUUCAGGGCUUCAAAAGAAAAGAUGGGCACAACUGGUUUGCGCAACGAGAGGAAGGUGCUGAUGAACAUGAAACCAGGGAUAAAGGAAUUAUUCUGCUGCCUGAGCCAAGGAUGGAAAGUAGAAAACAGAGUAACAUCAGAAUCUACAGUGACAGUGCACCUCCUUGGUUCAGUGCAGAAGACAUUAGGGCAAUACGUUUUCUAGCAGACACCAGGAUACAUCGAAUUAAGCAGAUGCCUUCAAGUGACGGUGAUUUGAUCUUAUUUGAAAAUCCUUUACAGAAGAUGACGUUUUCGAUAGACCCCAACGCUACUUGCCAGGGAAUGUGUGGUCUUAUUAAAAGACCUCUAGACAUGAGCGAAGUAUUUGCCUUCCACUUGGAUCGGAUCCUGGGGCUUAACAGGACGCUGCCAUCUGUCAUCAGAAAGUUUGAGUUCGCCCAAGAUGGUCUCCCAUGUCCUGUUAUUCUGUGGGACUCCUCAUUAUCUCCGACAGACAACACCACUCAAUCCUCUACCAAGCUGAAGUGGGGAACCUACCAGAUGAUUCUAAAACAGAACUGCUGGUUAAAUGGCAAAGUCCCCAAACCAGAAUCAGGCUGCACAGAAAUCCAUCAUCAUGAAUGGUCAAAGAUGGCACUUCUUGAUUUUCUUCUUCAGGUAUAUACUCGACUUGACAAAAACUGCUGUGGUUUCAGGCCCCGAAAGGAGGAUUCCUGUGUGAAACAAGGCCUCAACCUGAAAUGUGAUGAUCCUGGGAGUAUUGAUCUGAUGCACAUCAUACAGAGGAAUCAUGAUCCAAGGCACUUGGUGUUCAUUAGUAAUAAAGGCUAUUUCGACAGAAGUGAAGAUAAUUUGGAUUUUAAAUUGUUGGAUGGAAUAAAAGAAUUCCCAGAGUCUGCUGUCUCUAUUCUAAGAAGCCAAAAGUUACGAGAAAAACUCCUCCAAUCAUUCUUCUUGGACAAGGUCUUCUGGGAAAGUCAAAGAGGACGUCAAGGGAUUGAAAAACUAAUUGAUGUUAUAGAAAGAAGAGCCAAAAUCUUGUUGACUUACAUUAAUGCCCACGGUAUUAAAGUCAUAUCUAUGAAAGACUAAAGAAUCUUGAAACCAUAGCCAGAUUUACUUGAACCAGCAUAGUGGGAAAUUAAAGACGGUCUUUUGUUGUGAUUGUGCAAAAUCCUAAGGCCAGUCUUAUAGGUGAAGUUGUAUUUAUAUUUUUUAUGUUGCUUGACAAUGGAGGUUGUUAUCAUUUAUUUUCAAUGUCAUCAAUUUAUGCAACAACUUCGGUGUAAUAGUUGUGGCAAUAUUUAGUGUCAGUGUUUACCUUAUGGAAGCUGAGGUGUAUAACAGUGUCAAUGC